CCCGCCACUGCGGCCAUUGUUCGGGCCGGUGCGUCUAAGGCGGCUUUGGCCGCACCUCCGUACAUCAGAAUUGGAGAGGACUGAUCCUGAAGCGGGGACGAGAAGAGCCGGCCCAGACGUUGGGUGGGCCUGCGGUCGCUAAAUCUGGAAACUCCAGGAGGCAGUGAUUCCGAACUCCCUGUCUGGGAACCUGGCCCUGAGAAGAAGGAAUGGCCCCGAGGCCUCCGACGGCCGCGCCCCAGGAAUCAGUAACAUUCAAGGAUGUGGCUGUGGACUUCACCCAGGAAGAAUGGCACCACGUGGCCCCUGCUCAGAGGCGUUUGUACAGGGAUGUGAUGCUGGAGAACUACAGCAACCUGGUUUCUCUUGGAUAUCAAGUUUCCAAACCAGAGGUGAUCUUCAAAUUGGAGCAAGGAGAAGAGCUGUGGCUAUCAGAGGGAGAAAUCCAAAGAUCUUUCUGUCCAGACUGGAAGACCAGGCCUGAACCUAAAUCAUCAAAUCUGCUGCAGAACAUAUUUGAAGUAUCCCUUCACACAGAUGAUCUCUCACAUGCCACAUUAGAAGAUGCUUGGGAUGUGAGCAAUCAGUUGGAGAGGCACCAGGAAAACUGGAAGAGGUAUCUGGGGCCAGAUCUAUCCACCCAGAAGAAAAUAAUCACACCAGAGGAAACUUUUGAGCAUAAUAAAUUUGGUGAAAACUCUAGGUUGAAUACAGACCUGGUUACACAAUUGAACAUUCCUUCAAGGUCUAGUGAAUGUGAUACACUUGGAAUCAAUUUAGGAUGUAAUUCAGACUCACUCAAUCAGAAUAAUAUCCUUGCAAAAAAGAAACCUUAUAAAUGUAGUAAAUGUAGAAAAGCUUUUAUUCAUAGAUCAUCACUUACUAAACAUGAGAAAACUCAUAAAGGAGAGGGAGCUUUUCCCAAUGGUACAGAUCAGGGACUUUAUGCUGCAAAGAAACACCAUGAAUGUACUGACUAUGGUAAAACCUUCCUCUGGAAGACACAGCAUACUGAGCAUCAGAGGAUUAACACAGGGGAGAAACCCUUUGAAUGUAACAUGUGUGGGAAGGCCUUCAGGCAUAGCUCAUCCCUUGGUCAGCAUGAGAAUGCGCAUACUGGAGAGAAACCCUAUCAGUGUAAUCUCUGUGGGAAAGCCUUCCAGCGCAGCUCCUCUCUUGUUCAACACCAGAGAAUUCACACUGGAGAGAAACCCUAUCGGUGUAACUUAUGUGGAAGGUCUUUUAGGCAUGGCACAUCCCUCACUCAACAUGAGGUCACCCAUAGUGGAGAGAAACCCUUUCAAUGUAAGGAAUGUGGGAAAGCCUUUAGUCGAUGUUCUUCCCUUGUCCAGCAUGAGCGGACUCAUACUGGAGAAAAACCUUUUGAAUGUAGCAUAUGUGGGAGGGCUUUUGGUCAGAGCUCAUCCUUUUAUAAACAUAUGAGGAUUCAUAAGAGAGGGAAACCUUACCAAAGCAAUAACUACAGCAUAGAUUUCAAGCACAGCUCAUCUGUUACUCAAGAUGAAAGCACUCUGACUGAAGUGAAACCCUAUCAUUGUAGUGACUGUGGGGAAGACUUCAGUCACUUUACAGACUUUUCUGACCAUCAGAGGAUCCAUAUUGGAGAGAACCCCUAUGAUUGUCCCCAGACCUCCAGUCAACAACCUAUUUCUCAUCCUGGAGAGAAACCCUAUCAAUGUAAUGUAUGUGGAAAAGCUUUCAAAAGGAGUACAAGUUUCAUAGAGCAUCACAGAAUUCAUACUGGAGAAAAACCCUAUGAAUGCAAUGAAUGUGGAGAAGCCUUCAGUCGACGCUCAACACUUACUCAGCAUGAGAGAACCCACACUGGAGAGAAACCCUAUGAAUGUAUUGACUGUGGGAAAGCAUUCAGUCAGAGUUCAUCCCUCAUUCAGCAUGAGGUCACACAUAGUGGAGAGAAACCCUUUCAAUGUAAGGAAUGUGGGAAAGCCUUUAGUCGAUGUUCUUCCCUUGUCCAGCAUGAGCGAACUCAUACUGGAGAAAAACCUUUUGAAUGUAGCAUAUGUGGGAGGGCUUUUGGUCAGAGCUCAUCCUUUUAUAAACAUAUGAGGAUUCAUAAGAGGGAAACCUUACCAAAGCAAUAACUACAGCAUAGAUUUCAAGCACAGCUCAUCUGUUACUCAAGAUGAAAGCACUCUGACUGAAGUGAAACCCUAUCAUUGUAGUGACUGUGGGGAAGACUUCAGUCACUUUACAGACUUU
Molecule: messenger RNA, 2241 nt
Organism: Molossus molossus (Pallas's mastiff bat)
Lineage: Eukaryota; Metazoa; Chordata; Mammalia; Chiroptera; Molossidae
Product: zinc finger protein 90 homolog
Exons: 5
Coding region: 210-2123 (637 amino acids)
Biological process (GO): regulation of transcription by RNA polymerase II
Cellular component (GO): nucleus
Molecular function (GO): DNA-binding transcription activator activity, RNA polymerase II-specific; RNA polymerase II cis-regulatory region sequence-specific DNA binding
Source: RefSeq, a predicted model, not a curated record